This is a messenger RNA of Prunus armeniaca (apricot), 168 nucleotides long. Lineage: Eukaryota; Viridiplantae; Streptophyta; Magnoliopsida; Rosales; Rosaceae. The record is from the annotation of a GenBank genome assembly.
AUGGACAAAGAUGGCCGUAUUAGCAAAGAAGAACUCCGUCAAGCUAUCUGCGCCACUAGAGGACGCUUCGUCACGUUCAAGAGCAGGCUCGGGUUACGGUCUACAAAUGCGGAUCGCAAUGGCUUCAUUGAUGAGGAUGAACUCAACAACCUUGUAGAUUUUGCAUAG